Messenger RNA from Aspergillus candidus, 1626 nucleotides. RefSeq lists its product as uncharacterized. The transcript is spliced from 6 exons. The record is from RefSeq and is a predicted model, not a curated record. Bases 1 to 1626 code for a protein of 541 amino acids. Lineage: Eukaryota; Fungi; Ascomycota; Eurotiomycetes; Eurotiales; Aspergillaceae.
AUGUCAAUAUUUUCAACAGAAUAUAACCCUGUCAUACCAAACGUCGAGCAGAUCACACGAGUUCUGCGCCGAAGCGAAAGAAUAUGGUAUAGCGCUAAGGUUGUUGCCGACAAUCAACUUACUGCAUUAGACUUCUCCAACUGGGCUAUAACUGGAUGCUGGCAGUGUGGGCUAGGCAGAACAUUGAAAGAUACCGCAUGCUGCCCUAGAAUCCUCGGCAUCAGAAAGGCUACCUCUCCCAAAACUCAGACCCAUAAGGACUGGCCUAGGAAAAGAACCAUCACAGCUAUUGCACAAGCUGUGUCUUAUAUCUUCUCCAAGCGACUGGUCGAAUUACAAGGCCAAGGUGAUGGCAUCUCUCUUCGCCCCGGUCAUCUCUAUUAUACAAACAAUGUUGCUGCAGUGUCCCAAGCAGAAACGCCACAGUCUGCUACGUCUUGCACUAGUAUAUUUGUCGGCGAGGUUGAGGACGACGGCUGGAAAGCCGAGAUUGCUGCCGAUAGCGAAGGGAGCUUUCUGGCACCUUGGGUUGUCCAGCUCGAAGAUAAAUUCACUUGCCGGCACAAGUUUUCACCGCCGUCUUCCAUUCGCGCCAUGGAAUUACUCCGCGACUUCUGUGUCUUUCACGAUGCGCAGUCUGAGAUUCCUAUCGCCAUGUCAAUCGCAUUGAUGCUACCUGCCAAUAACAUUUAUGGGCUUCCAGUCAACCUUCAAUGGCAAUUAAUCGACAACUCUCGGUUCCAAUCAUCAGAAAACAAUAUUGACAGGUUACAAUCAUUGUGGGACAAUCUUGCACAUUAUCUUUCUAUCUGCUGCCACCCUCGGGGAAUGACUUCGAACCUCUGCGGGGGCUUUUGGGAGCCAGGAAUCCCUUGCAACAUGGCCUAUGCCUGGCUGUAUCCUCCUUGCAGACAGCUACCGGAUAUUCCAGGUUUCUCUGGUUCAGCGCAUCUCUAUCACGAGGCCUUGCUUAGAGUGUAUGUGGCCCGUCGACUAAACAUGGGGUUUCUGUACCUUGGCGCCUAUUUAACAGGGAUUAUCCCGCUUGUGGGUUGUGAGCAGUCUUUCAUUCAAAAUGCCGGACCACAAGUACCCGCUUCACCAAAUUUCAUUUUACGAACAGAUAUUUGGUGGCUACUCUACAUUACCGGCGAAUAUCCAAGUCCCCUUCUUACUCCAUGGGGACCCUUUGGGGAGAUAGAGCUGCAGAAUGUAUCGCUGGCAGUCCGCCUGCACGAGAAAUGUGCCGACCACUAUUUGAGCUAUCGCUUGUGGUCGUGGAAACUCGCGGAUGAUUCUACACUGGAAGACAAGGACUUACAUAUCAGCAAUUCUCCAGCGUGCUCAAAGACUUACACUGGCGAGCAACAGACGCGGUUUUCGUCCGAAGCACUCUCUAUACCGGAUAGUGCGUCUGAGAACGCCACGAGGCUUAUAUUCCAAUGGGUGACCGUUAAUGGAGGUGGCUUUUCCCCCAGUGAACGUGAUAUAUACAGUCAUGAGUGGGUGAACGCCGGAGAUGACUUCUCGGAGUUUUUCACUCCCGAUGAAUCUAAGCUUGGGGACGAUACAUAUCCCAUGCCUUCUUCUCGCCAGCUCACUGCAGAUUGGCUCAUGCGUUUAUAG